Molecule: messenger RNA, 3291 nt
Organism: Closterium sp. Naga37s-1
Lineage: Eukaryota; Viridiplantae; Streptophyta; Zygnematophyceae; Desmidiales; Closteriaceae
Source: the annotation of a GenBank genome assembly
AUGGAUGGCAAAAAACCCAUCGCGACGCGUCGGGGGACCAAGCUACUCGCAAUACCCCUCCCAGACCUGGGUUCGUCAUUCGCUUCCCUCCACCGUUCCACCAGGACUCCCGCUCGAACCCCCGCCGAGAGCAAACCCGCCGCCGGUUCGAGCUCCACCUGCUGUCGCGCCUCUCCGCGGCUUCCGCGCGACGUCGCCGUCGCGCUCACGCCCACGCUCUCCUCCUCCCCGCAGCCGCGCGCCAAGCCACAUCACGCGGCGCCGCAUCCUCCUCCGCGUCGGCCGUCCGCCGUGGAAGCCGGCGCGGAAGCCCCGCUCGAAGCAUCUGGAACGGCGGCGCCAUGCAGACGGCCGACGCGGCACGCGCCGCAUUCGCCGUGUUGCAAGCUGCAUUGGCGACGCGUGGUCGUGGUGUUCCUGCUGCUGCUCUCCCUCGCAAUCUUCCUCCUCAUGCUCCCCGCCUUGUGGCUCGCUCACGCCUGGCCUUUACCGUCUCUGCCGUCCGUUAGCGUCGCGCACGAGUCGAUCCUUCGAGGAUCUUCGCGCUUCAAGCCGUUCGAAAUUGGCCUCCGAGGCCCGCUUAGCUUCUUCAUGCGUCGACCGUUGCUUGAGAGAGCUUCGCCGGAAAGCCUAGUAACGGGUUUGCCGCUCUCGCAUCUCAGGCGACACGUUAGCGCGGAUUUUUUCGAACCGCGAGUGGGAGGCGGAGGGAUUUCGCGCCAUGCGGCUCAUCCUUGGUUCCCAGUGGGAGCGUGGUUUCGCUGGAGCAGCGGAGAGGCAGGCAGCGGAAACAUUCCGCAAAAUGCAGGGGUAAAUGCACCUGCGUCAUUGAGUAGCGGUGGGAGCGGCGAUGGCCACUGGGAUGGCAUUACAGAUCCGCAGAGCGGCGACGGCGGCGGCGGGGGCGGCAUAUGCGUCGCGAUCCCUUCCUCCCCGCGCGCGUUCCCCCACCAGGAGCUCCCCCCGUGGCAUUUCCCCGUGGCGCUGCUGAAGCUGCUUGACGAGCGCCACUCCCGGCAGAAUUCCGCGCAUAGGGGGAAGCAGCGCGGCGGCCUGGGGAAAAUGCACGCGGUGGUGUAUAGCGCGGGCUGCAAGGCGUUAGUUCCAGCUGCUGUUGCGGCCAACAGACAGCAGCGCAUGGGUAGGCUCAGGCGGAUCGGAGCGGCUAAGAGUGUUGAGGAUAUGGAAGCUGAUUUUGUCGUUGAAGACACAAAAAGGGCGAACGAGAUGGUCGGUGUUUAUACACGAGAGAUAGAGCAAGCGGCCGAGGGAUUGUCGAUGCGUGUGGAUGUGCUGAGAGCGCAUGAGGACGUGUGCCGGUUCAUAGGGCAGGGGGAGGAGGAUCUGAGGCGCGGGGGAGUUGAGGAUAAGAUGGUGGGGAAGGAUGGGUGGGAGAGCUGGAAAUGGCGCACCAAACUGGUCAUGGAUUUUAUCUAUGUGGCGAGACAAUGCCUCGCCACCCGACCCAAGUAUGUUCUGCUGCUGCAGGACGAUACUCUGCCUGCCAAGCUGUAUGAUGUUGGGAUUGAGAGGUUUGUGAAAGAGGAUCUGACCCAUAAGAGCUGGGGAGUGGUAUCGCUGUACAACCCCCAGUCAUACAACUGGGGACACCAGCAUGGGGAUGAGUAUUCUGUGCCAUGCUGCGCCCAGGCACUCCUUUUCAACGUGACUGCGUUGGAAGGUAUGCUGCAGUACAUGGAGGAGCACUUGAUGGAGACAAACAUGGAUCUUCUCGUGAACAAGUACCUGAAUGUGUCAGGCGUCAAGGGGUACGUCCACGUGCCUUCCCUGUUUCAACACCUAGUGGCGGUGCUGCGAGCGCUGGCCAAGGAGUGGGGCCGCGGGUUCAACUACUCGCGCGCGUGGUCGUCGAAGCAGCCGCCGAAGCGCUGCAUGGCGUACCCCGGGAUCAUCUGCAACGACAAGGGUAUCAUCAUCGGACUGAACGUGAGCAACACCAACAUCAACGGCACGAUCAAGGGAGUCAGCGCCCUCACCGCGCUCGCCUUGCUCGACAUGAGUCAGAACCCCAUCAAGGACGUGGCUCCCCUCGCGCCCCUCACCAACCUCGUCUACCUCAAUCUAGAGGCAUUGGACAUCGAAAAGGCACCCAACGCACUCGGCAACCUGGGCUUGCUCAAGCACCUGAACCUGAAUCAGAACUAUCUUUCUACUCCAAUCCCACCCUUGGUCACCGCCCUAACCGCCCUUACCCACCUGGACCUUGGGUUCAACGACUUUAGCGGAUCUCUCCCACCAGGCUUUGGCAACCUGAAGAACCUCAAGAAGCUAGUGUUGUCGCACGGUGGAGAUGCUCUGGGUGGCAAACUGCCCCCCUCCUUCUCCUCUCUCACCAACCUUCGGGAACUGUACAUGAACGACAAUGCCUUUGGGGGCAGCAUCCCUGCAUACAUCGGAAGCUUCCUCUCCCUCUCCUACCUGCGGCUGAGCAACAACAUGUUCUCGGGGAACAUUCCCAAGGAGCUCUCGCGUCUCAAGAGCCUGCAGUUCCUGGGGCUGCGCUACAACUGGCUGACAGGGUCCAUCCCCGCAGCCCUCGCAUCCCUCCCCCAACUCACCUACCUGUCGCUGAACUACAACAAGCUGAGUGGAAGCAUCCCAGAGCAGCUGACCCGCCUGGCCAACAUCCAGAGCAUCAACCUCGAGAGCAACUACCUGUCCGGGACUCUCCCCAACAUCGAUCGCCUCAAGCUGCUCACUGACAUCAACGUGCGCUCCAACUACCUCAGCGGCACCAUCCCUCCACGCUACCUGGCCCUGCCAUACCACAGCCUGGCGUCGAAUUACUUUGUGGGCGAGGUGUCGUACAAGGCCAGGAACGGCACCUCCAUCUGCCCUUCCGAGUCCGACGUUGAUAACAACUGCCUUCGCCUCAAGUGGUGGGACAAGAAGGCGUGUGGAAAGAAGCCGCCCCAGCGCAGCGCAAGCACCUGCUGGACCUUCUGCCGGGCGGCGAGUCGCCUGGGCACGUGCGGGCGGCGGGGGGCGUGUGUGCCGGCCAGCCUGCGAAAGAACGACAGCGCGGUGGUGUAUGCUGCAUGCCAGUGCCAGAAGGGUGCUGCUGCCACGGCUGACAACCAAUACUGCGUGAAAGUGACAAAUAAGCUGGUGCGCAAGCCGUGUCCAGCCAACCCCAAGUGUCCUCCCAGCAGCAUCUGCCAACCCAACUUCCUCUCCCCUCUGGGUUACCGCUGUGCCUGUGCCAAGGGUUACCGCCCCGUGGCAGAGAAUUACUGGACCGUUACCAAGUGCAUCGCUAUAGAGGUGUAG